UUCAAAAAUAAAAAUAGUCGUUUAUCUGUCAUAAUUUUAAAUCAGUUGUGAAAAAUAACCAUCAAGAUGCGCCGCUCUGGUUUAACUAAGACUGCUAUGAGUGAAAGAGCUAGGCGUAUUUUAUCUUUGGUGCCUGAAAAGAAUGCAAAUUCCGACACAAGUGACGGCGCUAGUAGCGGUGAUGAAGCUGGAAUGAUUGGAUCAGCAGAGAGUUCUCCAGCGCCAUCGAUAAAUUCCAGUCUCGAAAGGUUAAACCUCCUACAAAUCUCUGAUGAUCAGAUAGGAACGCAUGUAGAUGAUAUUUAUGUCGAUACAACCGAUGUGCCUCUUACACCUAUUCUUACUCAAGUAUUUCCUAAUCCAUCAGAAAGUAAUUAUGACGCUCUACCCUCAAUUUCAUCUUUGCCAUCUUUGCUUUCGAAUCAACCAAUUGCAUCCACGCCUGUCAGGACACCUUUGACGCGCGCUCAAAAAAUGAAGCGCAAAUCUCCAGAAGCGCAAAAUCGCAGAAAAAUCUUUUCGUUGCCAAAGACCUCAAUUUCAACACAAGGCUGA
Achroia grisella is the source of this 555-nucleotide messenger RNA. RefSeq lists its product as uncharacterized. The transcript has 2 exons. The record is from RefSeq and is a predicted model, not a curated record. NCBI's taxonomy places the organism in Eukaryota, Metazoa, Arthropoda, Insecta, Lepidoptera, Pyralidae. The coding region runs from base 67 to 555 and encodes 162 amino acids.